AGCAAAACUGUCCCUUACCAGAAAAGCUUCCCUUCCUUCUCACUCUGCCUUCGCUGGAUCUUGCUCUUUUGAACUGAUCAGAACAGACAAAUGUAGCCACCCACCUCUAGGAGGAAAACUGAGCUGCAGCCCUGGUGAAACAUAAAGUUUAUUUGACUAAAGUGACGCAAAAAUUCUUGAAGAGCUCUUUGGCAGCAGAUUAUCUGGAAAUCAGACCAUGUGAGGGGGAUUGGUGUACAAAAACCUCACCAAGAUACUGAGUUGCCCACAGGCUGAGUUCCCAAGACUCUGAAGUAAAUGUGGGUGAAGGUUACUCGAGCUUGGAUAACUCCAAGGAAAGCGCUUCAAACCAAUCCGAAAGACAGCCUUAUCUGGGAAUACAUGAGUUAACUGGAGGGAGCUCACUACUCAGCCAUUUUUACUUCGAUGGUGUUUGUGCCUUCAAUCGGAUGGAUUUAAAUAUGGAAAAAGAAUUCUAAAAGUGCUGGGAAUACGCUGGGAAUAAAAGCGUGGGAGGACAAGCCAGAAGGGGACUCUGUGCUGCUGUUCAUCUGUUUAAGUGAUCACAACAAAUCUUGGAAAAAAUGGAAAAAAAGCCAACAAGCAAUGAGACUGAGCCACUGACUUCCAAGAAAGAUGUCUCAGACUGUAAUGAAGGAGAAGAUUGUAAAGAGAACAGACUUCUGGUCAGGAACCCUAAAUCUGCCCUACGGCUAGUGGAGGAUGGCAAUAAAGUCCGUCCCAGCCAGGGAGAUAAAGGGGAGGCAGCUCAGAUCUCAAAUGGUUAUUCAGGGGUUCAGAGCUCGGUUCCCUGCAAUGGAAUGGGAGAGGUGGAAGAUGCCCAGUGCACUGCCCCAGCAGCCCCAACCACCACUACAACCACCACUUCUGCCACCUGUGGAGCAGAAGGCCAGCAGCAGCUGAUGGAGCUAGAAGACAGAGAGACCUGGAGUAAAAAAAUUGACUUUCUACUCUCUGUCAUUGGCUAUGCAGUGGAUCUGGGAAAUGUGUGGAGAUUUCCUUAUAUAUGCUACCAAAAUGGAGGAGGAGCAUUCCUCAUUCCUUACACAAUUAUGGCCAUCUUUGGAGGCAUUCCUCUCUUCUAUAUGGAACUAGCACUAGGACAGUACCACAGGAAUGGCUGUAUUUCAAUUUGGAGAAAAAUAUGUCCUAUAUUCAAAGGAAUUGGCUUUGCCAUCUGUAUAAUAGAUCUUUACGUAGCCUCCUACUAUAACACCAUUAUGGCUUGGGCCUUUUACUACCUCGUAUCCUCCUUCACGGCGGAGCUGCCAUGGACUAGCUGCACAAAUGCUUGGAACACAGGCAACUGCACAAACUACUUCAGCAAGGACAAUGUCAGCUGGUCCCUGCACUCCAUCUCUCCCGCAGAAGAAUUUUAUACCCGCCAAGUUCUACAGGUGCACAGGUCCAAUGGGCUGGAUGACCUGGGAGGCAUUAGCUGGCAACUGACCCUCUGUUUAUUGUUAAUCUUCACCAUUGUAUACUUCAGCAUCUGGAAAGGGGUCAAAACAUCUGGCAAGGUGGUAUGGGUGACUGCCACAUUCCCUUACAUCAUACUCUUUAUCCUGCUUGUGAGAGGUGCAACUUUGCCUGGGGCUUGGAGAGGUGUCCUCUACUACUUGAAACCUGACUGGCAAAAACUCCUGGCCACUGAGGUUUGGGUGGAUGCAGCAGCUCAGAUUUUUUUCUCCCUUGGUCCAGGUUUUGGGGUCCUGUUGGCUUAUGCCAGCUACAACAAAUUCCAUAACAACUGCUACCAAGAUGCUCUGGUUACCAGUACUGUGAACUGUGUGACUAGUUUUGUGUCUGGAUUUGUCAUUUUCACUGUGCUGGGAUACAUGGCUGAGAUGAGGAAUGAAGAUGUGUCAGAAGUUGCCAAAGAUACUGGACCCAGCCUUCUCUUCAUUACGUAUGCUGAGGCCAUUGCAAACAUGCCUGCUUCCACUUUCUUUGCCAUCAUCUUUUUCCUGAUGCUGCUCACGCUGGGGUUAGACAGCACGUUUGCAGGACUAGAGGGAGUGAUUACUGGAGUACUGGAUGAAUUCCCGCAUGUCUGGAGCAAACGCAGAGAAUUCUUUGUCCUUGGUCUGACCAUCAUUUGCUUUUUGGGAUCAUUAGCAACCCUGACAUUUGGAGGCGCAUAUGUGGUAAAGCUGUUUGAAGAAUAUGCCACUGGUCCAGCUGUCCUAACUGUUGUGUUUCUGGAAGCAGUUGCCGUGGCCUGGUUCUACGGCAUCACCCAGUUCUGCAAUGAUGUGAAAGAAAUGCUAGGCUUUACCCCAGGCUGGUACUGGCGAAUUUGCUGGGUAGCAAUUAGUCCCAUCUUCCUUCUGUUUGUCACUUGCAGCUUUCUGUCCAACCCUCCUGAGCUACGGCUUUUUGAUUAUAAUUAUCCCUACUGGACCACAGUAGCAGGUUAUUGCAUAGGAACCUCUUCUAUUAUCUUCAUUCCAAUCCACAUGGUUUAUCGGUUGAUCAUCACUCCAGGAACACUUAAGGAGCGUAUUCUGAAAAGCAUUACUCCAGAAACAGCUACAGAAAUUCCUUUUGGAGACAUCCGCAUGAAUGCAGUAUAAGCUAACCUGUUUUCUGGGGAGAAAGAGGGGGAGCAUAAAAUGUAACUUUCUCCAUACUAUGCCCCCAAAUAAUUACAUUUCCAGCUGAGACAACAAAUGGAGGAGUUUUCUGUGGAGGCUGCAUCACUGACAAUGGGCAUUUGGAAAUACAAUGCCUCCAGCACAUUUAUCCAAGCAAUUCAAUGAAAUCUACUGUGCACUUCUAACCAGACUGAACUGACUGACAACUAAGUCAUUCUGGAAACAAGAGGUUGUCUGUGUGCACACCACUACUCCAUGAGUGGGCACUCGAGCUGUUUGAAAGUGUGCGUGACUGCAAAAGCCACUGUAGGACGAGUAUCAGCAGGUGGGAGUAGGUGUAGAUCCCAAGUCUGUGGCAGUACUCCUGUAUCUUCCUCAAUGUGAUUGUUCGUACUGGGCAAUGUCGUAUUUGCUUCUAAGGUUCUAAUUGCUUAAACUACACUGAAAAAUACAAAAAUAUUUCUGAUAGCCAUACAUUACUCAAGUACCACAGGGUUUUAUAAAGCAGGAAAAAAAAAUAUAGCAAAUUCCCCAAGUUUGAAGUUGAGUAGACAGAGGAAGAGGAAACAAUCCUGGGCAGCACUAAUAUACAGCUCUGCAUACAUUAGCACACGUAUUUGGUAGCAUUAUCCUCUUUUGCGUUUCCUACAUUUUGUAAAUGGUAACAGUUUCUAUUAUUUCUUGCAUAACAAAUACUACAAAAGCAUUUUUGUAAUGUUGUAGGCUUCACUUUCCCUUAGACCCAGUCAAGCCACAAAAACUCAUCGUGGGUUACUUGAGAAGUACCAGAGUUGCUACCACUUACUACAGCAUUUUUAUAACCAAGCUAUAUAUUCACAAAAUCACUGUCCUGACAGACCUAACACUUACACCCAAAGAAACUACAAACCAAAAAUUACUUUUUUUUUGAGUUCUGAUGCCAAAAAGUGGAAUCUUAAAGAUCUGCUGCUCUGCUUCGUAGUUUUGGUUUUAGGUUUUUUGUUUCUUUUUAAUUUCACACCUAAAAUUUGCUGGAGCCUGUGGCUUUUUCUAUUCUUUCCUAGUACAGAAGUAAAGUUUAGAAUAAUCCUUUUGGCUGGCUGGCAAAAGUACAUUUAACAAACUAUACAAACCUACUUUGAAGAUUUAAUAGCUCAUAUUCUAACGUGAACACAUUUGAUUUUCACCCUGAAGAAGAAAAGGAGGGGAAUUUUUUUUUUUUUUUUAACAAAAAGAUGAGUAGAGCUCAGCAGGAUUGAUUCUCAUCAGAACUAUUUAUAUUAAAUUUUGAGGCACUGAUAUACAGAUUAACUUCCAUGCACAUUAACCUCUUUCUAUUAUAUGCAUACACAUGCUCUCCGAAUGUAACUGCCCUUCAGACUGACUGCAGCUGCCAAGUCAGUUGGAGGACAAUAGUUCUGCUGCAGUUACAUGGCGAAGUUGAGAAUAAACCCUAAGUAGGCAUCAUUUAUGUAAAAACUUGCAUUGUAUUUUUACUCUACCACAUAGAUUAUAACAAAAGUAAAAUAAAAUAGAGGACAAAAGUCUCUUUUGUAUCUCAUGGUCUACUUAGGUAAUGUACUGCUAAAAUUAACAAGGUUAUAUAUGUAUUCACAGCAGCAGGCAUUAAGAAACCUGUUGAAGAGUUUACAUUGGUACAAAGAACUCGCCACACUAGGGGAAAGCAGUGAUGGUGUGUUUGCCUUUUGAAAACAUUUUCAUCACCUCCACCAAGGUUUUUCUCCUUAGGCGUGCAGACAUGUCCUGGAGGAAGGCCUCUUACACUUCAGCUAUUGACUUCAGUUCACUUAAGUCUCAAGCCCAACUUCAAUACGGAAGUAAAGGGACAAGAACUGUUCUUUCAGAACUACAAACAAAAAUAUCCUGAACUGUUUUUAAAAAGGGAAUAUAUUCUUUCAUUGCGACCCAAAAAAAGUUGUAAUAAAUCCAUCUUACUGGACAGGUACUCAUAAGAAAUGGUUUUGCGGCUUAUCCCUCAAGUAUAUUUGAAAUAUACUUCCAAAACUGCCUUCAUUGGAAGAAACGAGGAACAGUUUGGGAAUUCUUUCAAGAUUAGAAAGGCAGUUAGUUCUUCAGUUAUCAAUCAGAAAAUUACCGAUUUUUUUUUAAAAAAAUUCAAUUUUCUGUUAGGAGUUCAUUAAUUUAAAAAAACACAAAUGACAUGUCGAAGUCAGAUUAAUUAGGUAUUUGUAUGUAUCCAGUAUCAAAGUGUGGGAGACAAAGGAGAAAACUCUACCCAGCUUCUUCACUCUUCAGACUAGUGUUCAACUAGUGCUAGAUAAGUUUCCUCCUAAAUGGAUAAGUAUUUAAAUAGACAAAUCUUACAAAUCGAAUUUUUUUUUUUACCAGACUUAACACUAUUUCAUGCUAGGCUCAUUAAACAAACCAAACACCACCCCCAAACUUACAGUUCCAAUUUUUGGUCAUUUACACAUAGCCACUUGCUCUUUAAACAGAUAUUUUACUAUCUUUUAUUAGGAAAGGUAAAACAGAAAUGGUUGAAUUAAAUAUGAGCAUUAUCUCUAUCAAAGCCAGAGUUUCUCUUUCAACCAUUUCAAACUGAAACUGGAAACAUUACUUCUAAUGGAAUACUUUGAAGAGUAGUAACUGCAGAAAUCACUGCUAUUUAGUGUGCAGCACUACUGAUGUUAUUCCUUUAUAACAGCAUUUGAAACGGCAAAAGAUGUGUCUUUAAUUCAUAUUUUUUAAGGCACUAAUAUACAAUAGACAUUGUCUCUCUGGGUGGUUUUAGCACAGAAUGCUGAGCAACCUCCCAAGAAGGGCCACUGUUUUCUAGUGGAUUAAGUCAGCCAAGAAGCCCUGAUAUUAAUACAAGUCCUGCAAUAGUCACAGGGCAAGAUCUCUCAGCCGUUUAAAAAUGGGAAUAAUGCACUCUGAGUAUAGAUGUACUGAGAGAUGGGGAAAGUUUUUAAAUUUAUUUGAAGAUAUAAAAAGUAGACCUGCAAAGUCACAGGAAAAAUAUUUUUAGAAAUAAGAUAGUCCAGAAGAUCAUUUGUGAUAUUAGAUCUUUGCUCUCUUUACUAGGAUAAUCCAGUCUGGUUUAUGGGAAGAGAGGGCAAAGAAGCCCUCCAGAACUGGAUUAAAAUGGCUUUUCUUUUCCUGACUACUACAAAGAUAAAAUACAUCCAUGUUUUCAUUCUAUAAAAGCUGAACAUGCAAGGCAGUUUAGUCCUCAUCAGUUUUUUGUUACAUGGCAUACUGGUUUGAAGCCUUCUUAAUCUUAAAAGUUCACUAUUUUAGUAUCUCUAUUCAGCCAAGUGGUUGAAAUACUGAGAAAUUAUUUAAUUUAAUAUCCAUCUGAAAACAUCUAGAGUAACCAGUAUUUAUCAGGUAGCUCAACAAGUAGUCAUACAGUAAACACUGGUUUUGUACAAAACCCAGUUAUAUUGAUACCAAACAGGCUGCACUGCAAUUAAAAAGUGUUCUGAGGCAAACAAAUUCCUUCUCUUCUGAUCACCUUCUGCUUAUCAAUCACAUCAGUAUGUCCUACCCUCUAUUCCAAACAGUGAAAAGGAAGUUACAAAACUGCUAAAUUAGGACCAUGUUUGCCUUUUAAGCCAAGAGAAUUAAACUGGAUUUUUAGCUGUAUAGAACUAAGUAUUCUCUCCAACUUGUACAUGAUGCACCUGUAUUAAUUUAUGCGGCUGUUUAGUUACAAGUGUUGCAAGCUGAUUGUAAGUCAUCAGUAUGUGCCUUGUACUGUAAACUGUUAUUGUAAUAAAUUUAAUAUUCAUAAUCCA
Molecule: messenger RNA, 6379 nt
Organism: Falco peregrinus (peregrine falcon)
Lineage: Eukaryota; Metazoa; Chordata; Aves; Falconiformes; Falconidae
Gene: SLC6A4
Product: solute carrier family 6 member 4
Exons: 15
Coding region: 585-2597 (670 amino acids)
Biological process (GO): sodium ion transmembrane transport; serotonin uptake
Cellular component (GO): neuron projection; plasma membrane
Molecular function (GO): serotonin binding; serotonin:sodium:chloride symporter activity
Source: RefSeq, a predicted model, not a curated record